AUGGGCGUCAUUCUGGUAGAGUCCGCCAAUGCGCCCAGGCCCAGGCCUGCAUUUAAAAUCACUUGGUCAUCAGAGGAGGAUAUCUCAGAGCUUGACAGCGAGAUCUCAGAGUACGGGUACGAGCCAGAUCGGAUCUCCGAGUCAGAGGGGGAGCAGAGUGGCUCCGAGUCAGAGCGGGAUCAGAUCUCAAGAUCCGAGCAGGAUCAGAUCUCAAGAUCCGAGCAGGAUCAGAUCUCAGGAUCCGCCGAGCAGGAUAAGAUCUCAGGAUCUGCCGAGCCAGAUCAGAUCUCAGGAUCAGAUCAGGCUGAGGAGAUCUCACAGCCUGACGAGAUGUCGGGAUCAGAGGUUGAGCCUGAUCAUGACGCCGACGAGGAGCCAGAAGUAGGGCCAGAGGCAGAAACCGCCGCUAACAUCACAGAAUAUGAGGCGAGGCGAUCAUACUGGUACAAGUACCAGUACCGCUCACAGGCAGUGGAUGCGAGCUCAGAUUCUUCUUCAGAGGAUGAGCGGCCCAUCGCUAAGCUUCUGACCGAGGUCCUGGCAUCACAGGAGGCAUCACAGGAAGCCUCAGAGGAGGCAUCAGAUGCAGAGGAGGCAUCAGAGGCAAACACCAAGCGCAAGGUGUUCAGCCGGCAUCACCGCGUUGCCCCGGCACCCCAGCAGGCCGCCACCCCGGAGGGCGCCGCGGAGCUCCCCGCCGACGUUUCGGUCCCUUCCACCGCCGAGGAGCAGGAGCAGACCCGGGAGCGUCAGGGGGUCCGGAGGAUCCAGGUCGCAGAGGCAGGAGAUGGUCUUCCUCCUGUGGCCUAG
Molecule: messenger RNA, 810 nt
Organism: Branchiostoma belcheri (Belcher's lancelet)
Lineage: Eukaryota; Metazoa; Chordata; Leptocardii; Amphioxiformes; Branchiostomatidae
Product: translation initiation factor IF-2-like
Exons: 2
Coding region: 1-810 (269 amino acids)
Source: RefSeq, a predicted model, not a curated record